Molecule: messenger RNA, 3265 nt
Organism: Octopus sinensis (East Asian common octopus)
Lineage: Eukaryota; Metazoa; Mollusca; Cephalopoda; Octopoda; Octopodidae
Product: MDS1 and EVI1 complex locus protein EVI1-A
Exons: 3
Coding region: 350-2071 (573 amino acids)
Biological process (GO): regulation of transcription by RNA polymerase II
Cellular component (GO): nucleus
Molecular function (GO): RNA polymerase II cis-regulatory region sequence-specific DNA binding; DNA-binding transcription factor activity, RNA polymerase II-specific
Source: RefSeq, a predicted model, not a curated record
GCCGUCCACCGCUGGCAGCACCGGUACAAUGAGCAGCAACCAGCAGCAACUGCAAGUCACUCUAGUUUCCCCACCACGACCACCACCACUAAGCCUGUAACCACACCGUAACUACCACCAGCAGCACAUCACCACGACCACCACAGCCACCUGCUACACCAAACCACUAAAUAUCACUAACAUUAGUACACACACAUAAAUUGCUAAACAGUGAGAGUAAUUGCUUGUUACCGUUGUGGGUCGAUUGUUAUUUUAGUUGUUGUUCUUACUGUUGGUAUUUCCACACACUCUGGACAACACACAUUAUUCUACCUGACCAAGGGUUUUGUUGUGACACCUGAAGUCUUGCAUGCGUUGCGGUCUUACUAGCUACAGCCUACGGCACCUGAGUCAAGAGAUGAGUGUACGAGUACCGUCAAUAAGUGCAAGCAGUCGUUACCCUGUACAGCAGAUGGCUAUGGCUACCAGUUACAUGUGUCGUUAUUGUGCUAAACAGUUCACCUCAGUGAGAGACAUGCAGCUCCAUGUUCUACAACACAGUCGAGGCAAUGCACCUUUGAACUGUGCAAUCUGCAACAAAUCAUAUCGUACACCUUCCAAAUUACAACGACAUGUUAGAGUGCACAGCGGUGAGAGACCAUACAUUUGCAACCUGUGUGGACGACGGUUCACACGUUCUGACCACCUCAAACAACACAUGAAGGUUCACUCUCCCAACCGACAGAAAAAUAUGUGCCGUUUAUGCAACGCCCGAUUUACUAGUUGCCAUUUGUUGGCCACUCACUUGCGCACACAUGAGAUCCAUCAGAUUCAUCUUUGCAGAUGUUGUGGAGAAGGUUUUCCCACUUCAGAUGAAUUGGAUCGACACAAAAGACUUCAUGACGUUAAAGGUAAUAUCCGGGCGACACGAGGACGCAGAGGCACUCUCCAUCCCAUGAGCGCUGACCCGAGACUUGACAUAGUAAAUCCAAAGAGUGGAAGCAGCUUGCAUUCAGAACAAGUAACUUUAAAUGAGAAGCCAAACUUGCAUGGAAGCAAGUGGAUAGGUUGUGCAAGGUUCUGCCUGUCUCAGAUACCACCAGAGAGUAGUAAUAACAAUAACAGCAGCAAGGACGAUAACGAUGACAACCUUACUAGCAAUGACAACAACAACAGUAAAAACAAUGAUAGUACAGAAAUAGAAGCUUUGAAGUCAAUUUUUGGUAGUAAAAGUUUGAACGAUAACGACAGGGACGACCACGACAGCAAUGACAAACCAAGUCGGAGAGUGGAGAUGAAACUGUCACCUGGCCAUGACCAAGAGCAACAGAUUAAUGUAAAUGAUGAUAGUAGAUCCUUUGAAGUAGAAAUAAUUGCUGAAGAUUUAAGUAAAGAGCGUGGAGAUACUGGCAAAAUUGAAAAUAAGAAACUAGAUUGUAACAAUCGUCCAAAGAUGGAAGUAUCAUCCCUGUCCCACCAGCCUGACCCAGCGAUGAUGACCAGCUUAUCCAAGGGCAGUCGCAAGAAUAGGUUACAUGUAUCAGACUACUUUAACAUGUCCUUACUACCAAGCGUCUCCUGUGACGACAAUUACCAACCAGCAGUGACCGGAAGUAACAUACCAUGCCCACCUCCUUUUAAAAGAAGUUCAGACAGCCUGAAGGCAUUGAUCAAACGGGAGUCAAAAGGGCUAGGACUUCACAACAUGACUUACACACGUAACCUCCUCGGUGUUCCAUCUUCAUUUACCCGGCCAUUCUACAUGACAUCACAUUUAGAUCCACGACUGCAGUUCUCACCUUAUCCUAUCUCCACUGCUUACCUUGAUCUCAUGUACCACAGCAACACUUCCAACAAGAGCGACAUCAACAUCACUACCAAGCAGCAACAAUUAUCAGACAUGUCAUCGGGCACCCGAUGUGAACAUUGCCAUAUUUGGUUUGAAGAUUCUGCCAUGUUCAUGUUACAUAACAGUUUACAUUCAGCUGAUGAUGCUGAUCCAUUCACAUGCAAAAAAUGUAUGAAAAAAAUGGGAAAUCGCCUUGAGUUUACGGCACAUUUAGUGUGGCACCUUGACCCAGUUAUAGGCUGAAUAAACAUAUAGCCUUUGGUAUGGAUAGACUAACAUACUUACAUAUAAACAAAUAAACAUUCCUACAGAAAAAUAUACAUACGUGCAUAGGUUUGGUAAUACAAACAAAAACAUAGAACUCAAACCAUGAGUAUAUAUACGCUUUUUAUUAAUAAUCAGUAGAAGUUACAAAGUUAGUUUCGUGCGUUGGCCCUUGUGUUACUCUAUAACUUUUAUCGAUUAUUAAUAUAAAGAAACAUAUAUGCAUAAAUAUUUGUAUACGCAUUCACAUAUACAGGGUGUAUAACGUAUUUGAGGACAGUUAUAUACUUACACAAAAAUGGCUUAAAAAUAGACAAUAAUGCUUUUUUACUGAAAAAGGUUUUGAGGCUAAGAAUAAACAUAUUGUUUCGUCAUUUUAUUCAAUAAAAUCUCCUUCAGCCUCAAUAAUGGCUUCUGUGCGAGGUCUGAAUCGCCUACAUGCUAGGAUCAGGUGGUCUGUGUUCAUAUUGGACAUUACUCUGACUAUGGAGGUUUUUAGAGAUUCUUUGGUGUUAUGAGAGUGCUCAUUAACCUCUUUCUCAACUACGUUCCAUACAUAGUAGUCCAAUGGAUUGAGAUCUGGGGAGCUAGGAGGCCCAAUUUUUGGGAGUUGUGUGAUCAGGAAAAUUUUCCGCCAUCCAUUCCUGCAUUGCUGUAGCCUUGUGUGAUGGUGCCUAGUCUUGUUGAAACACAUAAAAUCUUCUGUUUCGUACAUUAUCGAUUCGUGGCUUAACCAUUGUAUUCAGAACAUCUAUGUAGGCAGCAGAGUUUACUCGAAGACCUUGUGGAAAGAAAUGAGGAGGCAUCACAUGUCCUUCAUUGCUAACAACCCCCAAAACCAUGACAGUUGCAGGAAAUUUUGUAUGCAUUACUCUUGGAACUUCCGAAGGAUCUGUACAUAACCAUCUGUCAUUUCUUCUGUUUACUUUCUCAUCUUGACCAAAGUUUUUCUCGUCUGAGAAGAAACAAAUGACAUCUUUCUCUGGUGGGUUUUUAAGUUUGUUCAGGAGUCUUUUUUAGAUCUGAUUAAGCGAUUUUCCUUCACUGUUUCUGACCUUUUCUCAUUGCAUACGAUUUGCAUCUGAUGUCUUUGUGGACAACAUUUUGGAUUAUUCCUUCUGACACAUGGUGUUCUUUUGCAACAUACAUACACAAACACACACACACACACAC